Molecule: messenger RNA, 1231 nt
Organism: Pseudophryne corroboree (corroboree frog)
Lineage: Eukaryota; Metazoa; Chordata; Amphibia; Anura; Myobatrachidae
Product: nmrA-like family domain-containing protein 1
Exons: 5
Coding region: 77-976 (299 amino acids)
Cellular component (GO): nucleus
Source: RefSeq, a predicted model, not a curated record
ACACCUGGUGCCUUUAUAUAAAGCUUACUCUCUCCUCUGGGUUUAUCAUAUCUGAUUAUCUCUAGCUACGUUCUCCAUGGCCGGGAAGAAGAUUAUCACUGUCUUUGGAGCCACAGGAGCUCAGGGCGGAUCAGUAGCCGAGGCUCUAUUGCAUGAUGGGCACUUUGCGGUCAGGGCGGUGACUCGGGACACCAGCAAACCAGCAGCUGACAAGCUGAAACAGGCCGGAGCGGAGGUCGUGUGCGCGGAUCUGGACAACAAGGAAAGCCUGGCGGCCGCACUGAAGGGCGCCUAUGGUGUUUUCUUGGUCACCGAUUCCUGGGGCCAUUCCGAUAAGGGCAAGGAACUCACCCAGGGGAAAUUGGUGGCGGAUUUGUGUAAGCACCUGCACGUGGAGCAUGUGGUCUACAGUGGCUUGGAGAACGUGAAGAAGGCCACUGGAGGGCAUCUCUCCGUUCCGCACUUUGACUUUAAAGGCGAGGUGGAGGAGUACUUUAAGCACUUGGAGUGCCACAUCACCAGCGUCAGGCUUGCCUUCUACUACGAGAACCUGCUGGAUACGUUCAAGCCACAAAAGUGCAAGGAUGAGGCGUGCUACUCAAUAUGCCUGCCAGUGGGCGAUGUACCCCUGGAUGGGAUAUCUGUGGCAGAUCUGGGUCCUGCCGUUGUCACCAUCCUAAAACAUCCGUCACACUACAAAGGGAAGACCAUUGGGCUCAGCGCAGAGAAGCUGACGGCGGAGCAGUAUGCCGCAAUAAUGUCCAAAGUCACCGGGAAGACCAUUAAAGACGCCAAGAUUCAUCCUGACGAGUUUGAGAAACGCGACUUCCCAGAAGCGAAGGGGAUGGCCAAUAUGUUCCGAUUCUACAUGACAAAACCCGACCGGGAUGUGGAGAUGACCCACAAACUCAACCCCAAAGUCAAGAAGUUCCAACAGUGGAUGGAGGUUAACAAGGACAAAUUUAAAGACCUGUGACCGGAAGACAUCUUUCUGUAGUGUUACAUGUCAUAUCAAAUGUAUACUCUAAGUACCAAAUGUUUUUUUUUUGAUAAGUGGUUUUUGCUACUAAAUUGAAAAUUACGUCUUUUUACCAUGUGUUCUUUGUGUUAGAAAUGCAAGUGGGCACCACUCAUCCUUGUGGCCCAAUGUGGGUUCUUUUGUAACUUUAAUGUACAGUCCGAGCUGGACAGCAAUAAUGAUUUGCAUUUAAUAUAGUCUUUGGUACCUAAA